UUGAACCAGAUUGGAAUGCUCAAGAAUCUGAUCAUGUCACACUGAUUUAGCUUCUCUUUUUAUUAAAAUCCUGAAGGGAGAAAUAGAUCUUCCAUUACUUGCCAUCCAAGCUUGUGUUUUCCUACUCAGCAAAGAAAAACACUGAAUUUAGAAACCUUCUAAGAUCUUAGAUUUAUAGAUCAGAUAAUUUGCUCAGUGAAAUAGAGGAGUGAAUAUUCCAUCAUUUCUUCAUGUCUGAAAAUUGUUUAAAACCACAAUCAAGUGGUGAAUGGGAAUAUAGGACGUGGAGGAAUACACACAACACCAGAGGGCUGUCACUCUAGUUUGUAUUCAGGUCUGCCUGUUGUCAUAGUUACUGAUGUACUCAAAGUGAUUUCCCUCCCAAAUCACACUCUGUAGACGUUCGAUGAAAAUAAGCCAUUCUUGCUGCUUUAUUAUUCUCUAUUCAUGAAUUGAAGCUAAAAAAUAACAUUAAUUGCAUGAAUGUUUUUACACUUUUAGCAAGAUUUUAAACACACAAAACAAAUAAAAGAGGUUUAAUCAAAAUAAAUACCUUUGAUUGAGGUCUCACCUCGUUUGUUCAGCAAUGAUUCGUUGAACACCUUGGUACUGGGGCCAUAACUAUGAUUAUGGCCCAGUCCCCACCCUCAAGGCCAUCAGAGCUCUGCAAGGGAGAGAAAUGAGUGAGGGGUGGGUUUCCACAAAAUGCAAUCAGUGCUGUGGUGGAAGCCAUGGGAAAACAGAAGAGGAGCACCUCAUUAAGUUUGGGGUGUUAGUGGGGUCAGAUCAAGGGGUGCAGGCCAUCCUGCAAGUCUUGAAGCAUUGCUCCUGUGUUUAGGAAACGUAUUUUUAGUUCUCCUGGGUACAGAUCGCCAGUGUCCCCCCGCAGGCUGGAGGCCAGCGCGGUGGCACACAAUGCUCCGUCACCUGCUGAUAUUCACACACAGCUCUCCUCUCUGCCCUGGCCACAGGAACUCCUUCACAGAUAUCCUCCGCGCCAUACUGCUGUCAUUGGAAGUCCUUAUUGAAGAUCCGGAGCUUCAGAUAAAUGGCUUCAUUUUAAUUAUAGACUGGAGUAAUUUUUCCUUCAAACAAGCCUCCAAACUGACACCUUCAAUACUUAAACUGGCCAUCGAAGGGCUGCAGGACAGCUUUCCUGCUCGCUUUGGAGGAGUCCACUUUGUCAACCAGCCCUGGUACAUUCAUGCCCUGUACACGCUUAUCAAGCCAUUCCUUAAAGAUAAGACCAGGAAACGGAUUUUCCUGCAUGGAAACAAUUUAAACAGCCUUCACCAGCUAAUACAUCCUGAAUUUUUGCCCUCUGAAUUUGGAGGAACCCUUCCUCCCUAUGACAUGGGAACUUGGGCCCGGACGUUACUUGGUCCUGACUACAGUGAUGAAAAUGACUAUACUCACACCUCCUAUAAUGCAAUGCAUGUGAAACAUACAUCCUCCAAUCUGGAGAGAGAAUGCUCACCCAAGCCGAUGAAAAGGUAAGGCCUGGGUUAUCAGAGCCUCCCAGUCCGAGGUCCAUGCCAUUUUUGAUUUGGGCCUAUUGUGAGUUAAGGACUUGAAGACAUUUAUGGGCACAGAACUUGAAUAAAAUAAAUUACAAUCCAUUCUCAGCUGAUUUCACUAGAAUUGAAAGCAAAUGGGGCUUGGCUGGUCCAGAAAUAUAGUUGCCCCAUUGUGUUAAAGGGACAGUUAGCCCUAGCUCAUGUCGUGAUUAUGGCCAUGGUCUCUAGGGAGUUUGUUAAUACAUACAUAAUAGAAUGUUGGACCUUUGAGAUACACUAGAUGGAAAAGCAACCUGCUAGAAAAUGUUCCUAUCAUUCAUUCUUUUGGAACCAUUUAUUGAGCAUUUACAAGCCUGCAGCACCGAUUAGGGACCAAGGGCACAAAUAUGAAUCAGACAUCAAAAAAGUAGAGAAAUGUGCCUCGGGAAACCUUCCAAGUGAGACUGUUGGCAA
Microcebus murinus (gray mouse lemur) is the source of this 1970-nucleotide messenger RNA. The record is from RefSeq and is a predicted model, not a curated record. NCBI's taxonomy places the organism in Eukaryota, Metazoa, Chordata, Mammalia, Primates, Cheirogaleidae.